AUGGCCCUGAGCGAGCUAGCGCUGCUCCGCCGGCUGCGGGAGAGCCGCCACUCGAGGAAGCUCAUCCUGUUCAUCGUGUUCCUCGCGCUGCUGCUGGAUAACAUGCUGCUCACCGUCGUGGUCCCCAUCAUCCCAAGUUACUUGUAUAGCAUCGAGCAUGAGAAAGAUGCGAAAGAAAUCCAGACCGCCAAGCCAGCGCUCACAACCUCCACCUCGGGCGGCUUCCAGAACAUCUUCUCCUAUUACGACAACUCCACCGUGGUCGCCGGCAACAACACCGGCAGCCUUCAGGGGGCGCUGCUGCACGAGGCCACCACGCUGCGCCCAGUGACCAACGUGUCCGCCGCCGCUUCCGACUGUCCCAGCGGAGACAAAGACCUCCUGAAUGAGAACGUGCAGGUCGGCCUCUUGUUUGCCUCGAAGGCCACCGUCCAGCUCCUCACCAACCCGUUCAUAGGGCUGUUGACCAACAGAAUCGGCUAUCCAAUUCCAAUGUUCACGGGAUUCUGCAUCAUGUUUGUUUCAACAGUUAUGUUCGCCUUCUCCCGCAGCUACGCCUUCCUGCUGAUCGCCAGGUCCCUGCAGGGCAUCGGCUCCUCCUGCUCCUCUGUAGCCGGGAUGGGCAUGCUGGCCAGCGUGUACACGGAUGACGAGGAGAGAGGCAACGCCAUGGGGAUUGCCCUGGGAGGCCUGGCCAUGGGGGUCUUAGUGGGCCCCCCCUUUGGGAGUGUGCUGUAUGAGUUUGUGGGGAAGACAGCUCCAUUCCUGGUGCUGGCUGCCCUGGUGCUCUUGGAUGGAGCUAUUCAGCUCCUUGUGCUCCAGCCGUCCCGGGUGCAGCCAGAGAGCCAGAAGGGGACGCCGCUCACCACCCUGCUGAAGGACCCGUACAUCCUCAUCGCUGCAGGGUCCAUCUGCUUUGCAAACAUGGGGAUUGCCAUGCUGGAGCCGGCCCUGCCCAUCUGGAUGAUGGAGACCAUGUGUUCCCACAAGUGGCAGCUGGGCAUUGCUUUCUUGCCAGCCAGUAUCUCUUAUCUCAUUGGAACCAAUAUUUUUGGGACCCUCGCGCACAAAAUGGGGAGGUGGCUUUGUGCUCUUCUGGGAAUGAUAAUUGUCGGAAUCAGCAUUUUAUGUAUUCCUCUUGCAAAAAACAUUUAUGGACUCAUAGCUCCCAACUUUGGAGUUGGCUUUGCAAUUGGAAUGGUGGACUCAUCAAUGAUGCCCAUCAUGGGCUACCUGGUCGACCUGCGGCACGUGUCCGUCUAUGGCAGCGUGUAUGCCAUUGCUGAUGUAGCAUUUUGUAUGGGCUAUGCUAUAGGUCCUUCUGCUGGUGGGGCUAUCGCAAAGGCAAUUGGAUUUCCAUGGCUCAUGACAAUUAUUGGAAUAAUUGAUAUUCUGUUUGCUCCUCUCUGCUUUUUUCUCCGAAGUCCACCUGCCAAGGAAGAAAAAAUGGCUAUCCUCAUGGAUCACAACUGCCCCAUUAAAACAAAAAUGUAUACUCAGAACAAUAUCCAGUCGUAUCCGAUAGGUGAGGAUGAAGAAUCUGAAAGUGACUAAGACCCUCAAAAGUCAUCCAAGUAUCUAAUUGUAUAAAAGUGUUUCCAGUGCAAUGACUCAUCCAGAACUGUCUUAGUGAUACCACUCAUCCCUGGUGAAAGAGUAAAACAACCAAAGGUUCUUUCUUUUCCAUGGUUAUGAUCGAUUGCCAACAGCCUUAUAAAGAAAAAGCAGCUUUUCUAGG
Molecule: messenger RNA, 1738 nt
Organism: Hippopotamus amphibius kiboko
Lineage: Eukaryota; Metazoa; Chordata; Mammalia; Artiodactyla; Hippopotamidae
Gene: SLC18A2
Product: solute carrier family 18 member A2
Exons: 15
Coding region: 1-1554 (517 amino acids)
Biological process (GO): transmembrane transport; aminergic neurotransmitter loading into synaptic vesicle
Cellular component (GO): terminal bouton; synaptic vesicle membrane
Molecular function (GO): serotonin:sodium:chloride symporter activity
Source: RefSeq, a predicted model, not a curated record